CAUUAAUAUUAAUUACCAAGUUUCACAAUAUGAGCACGACUGAGAAAUCAAACUCGAUUAAUCUGGGCACUCCUGAGGAAGAAGAACACACCAUUGGCAUCACUAUUGCUGCAUUCUCUGUGAUCAGUGUCACUAUUGGGGCAGGCAUGGUCUCUGUGCCUAAAGCUGCAUUCGAUUCAGGAAUUAUUUGGUCGCUUUUUUACAAUGUGUUUAACCUUGCAGCUUGAGUAUACUCCAUUCAUCUCUUUCUAAGGUGAGCUUUUGUGUCAGGAAAGUUCUCUAUGACCGAGCAAGGGUACAUAUGUUUCGGAAGAUUCUCCCUCUACCUGAUCAACUUUCUACAGAUCAUUGCCUUUGUGUUAACUCCUGUAGCAUAUUUCAUAAUCUUUGCCAAUCUGCUCAGAUCUUUCUUUAACGAAAUCAAAUGGGUCCAUGACCACUCUCAAAAUGUAAUCGGAUCUCAAUGGUUGAGUGUGCUUCUCCUUGCAGUUGUAUUACUACCAAUGAUUAUCAAGAAGAAAAUUGAAGAGCUAAAAAUCGCUGGUGUGAUCUUGUUCAUUGGAGUUUCUAUGUUCAUUGUUCUCCUGUUCCUAUUAAAAGUCAUUGAUGGAAGUGAACUUGAGCAUGUAGAUACCUCGUUUGAUACUUUAUGGCUGACUACAUUUGAUAUGCAUUUUGUAUCUUCCCUCUCAACUGCAUUUGUGGCUUAUGGGUUCCAGUCGGCCUUCUUCCCAAUAUUCAAUAGUUUGAAGAAAGAUCCAAGAGAUUCAGUGAUGUAUAUGAAAGGCAUGAAAUUCACCUUCUUUGGAAUGGGGUUUUGAUUCUUCAUCUACACAGCAGUGACCUUCGUGUCCCUCUACUCCUUUGGAAACGGGAUUCAAGGUGACGUACUCGGGAACGUAGAAGGUGUCAGGACGUGGGAAUCUUACACACUUAGAGCAAUCUUUCUCGUAGUUUUAGCAACUCAUACCCCCUUCGUGCUUUUCAUCGGGAAAGAAUCAGUGCUGGCUAUUGUGACUCUUCUGUUUAUUAGAGGUAAGCGGGAGGAAGAGUUAAGAAAAAGUAUUGUUAUUGAAAACGAUCCACCCAGAAAAAGCACUACAGGGCUACAUGAGACAGAAAAGCUUCUCUCUGAUGAUGUCUCCAUGGAUAAAGCAGGAAAAUCAUUCCACAAGGAUGAUGAGCCCGAAGACCCAGUCGAUAAGGCAGUGAUGUGCGGUGAUGCCAAUAAGAUGAGUUUUAGUGUCAAAGGAAUCGGAGCAAGUGGAAGUAGGAAGAGCUUUGUUAUCAAAGAUCAUGAUCUCGAGAAAGAAGUCAGCUGAGCAGCAGAUCUCCUUCCAAACUGGCUAUACUAUCUCAUCACCUUGCUGACAUACGGAGCUGUUGUAACUGCUGCAUGUACAAUUAAGGAUGUAGAAAUUGUUAUCAAAUUUGUAGGCUCUCUUGCAAACGCUAUACUAAACUUCACAUUGCCUGGCCUGUUCUAUUUCAUAAUAAUGAGGAAGUAUAAGGCAGGUAAAGCAUGGUGGAAGCUUGGUUUCUCUCUAGCCAUUGCUAUCUACGGUACCGCAAUGGGGCUGUUCCUGACAGGCGUCAAUAUCUACACUACAAUUAAGCCUAUUGACUCUGAUGAGUAGUAAUUUUAUUCUAAACCCAUAUUCAGUGCA
This is a messenger RNA of Moneuplotes crassus, 1667 nucleotides long. NCBI's taxonomy places the organism in Eukaryota, Ciliophora, Spirotrichea, Euplotida, Euplotidae. The record is from the annotation of a GenBank genome assembly.